Closterium sp. Yama58-4 is the source of this 2112-nucleotide messenger RNA. The record is from the annotation of a GenBank genome assembly. NCBI's taxonomy places the organism in Eukaryota, Viridiplantae, Streptophyta, Zygnematophyceae, Desmidiales, Closteriaceae.
AUGGCGGGUUCGCCUGGCUCGCGUCGUGAGGGAACCAAUGGCCUACUCAUGCUUCUCCUGCUGCUGGGCGCUUCGCUGCUCUGCUUCCCAGGCGCCGCGGACGCCGCGAGGCACAUGACGGUGCGGCCACAGGGAGUAGUAUCGAGCGGCCGGACCAUAGCGCACACGAUAUGGACGGCAGGAAGCAAUAUUCUUCGUGGCAAUAUCAACGCCGGUAGAAGGAGCAACGGAGGAAGCACCGCAGUUGCUGCUACUACGACAACCACCGGCGGUACAACCGUCGCUGCUGGCUCCGCGGCUGCUACAACCGCGGCGGCGGGCGCGGGGUGCGCGGCGUCGACGCUGGAGGGGUUCGCGUGGUCGGCGGCGCUGGGGUCCACGGGACUCACGCUGCAUUGGCGCGCAGUGGACUCGUCGCGCCUCGCCUUGGCGCUGGAAGCGGCGGGCGGCAGCGCGGCGGCGGCGGGGUGGUUCGCCGUGGGGUGGUCGGCGACGGGCCGCAUGGCGGCGUCCGACGCCGUGGUGGGCAAUCUGGCGGGCGGCGCCGCCGUCCAGGCGGUGUACAUGAGCGGCACGGCGCAGAGCGACGUUCAGCCCACAAGCAGCUUCGAUAUUGGCAACGCGCAGCUCGCCACGUCACCCUCGGGAUCCACCAUUCUCAAGUUCAACCGCUCAGCAGGAGACGGGUCGGUGCCAGUGAGCGUGCAGGGCAGCAACACACUCGUGUGGGCGCACUCCGCCGAUGGCUCGCAGUCCCUCGGCUUCCACGCCGGAUAUGAUGGCGCGCUGCAAGUGGACUUCGCAUGCUCCUCUGCCUCGUCCGGAGGGGGAGGGGGUGGCGGCACUGGUGGGGGCACGGGGGGAGGCACUGGCGGAGGUGGAGGCGACUAUGGGGGUGACUACAGCGGGGGGAACAACGGGGGAGGUGAUUAUGGUGGCGGUAAUGGCGGGAACGGAGGAGACUACGGGGGUGGCAGUGGCGGUGGGGGUAAUGGCGGUGGAGGUAGCAGUGGUGGGGGGGUUGGAGGCGGAGGAAGGGGAGGCGGUGGGGGGGACUGCAGGAGAGGGCCUGGGGGCGGACAGGGCGGACCUGGUGUCGGACAGGGCGGACCUGGGGGCGGACUUGGCGGGACUGGGAGCGGGCGAUGCGGGUCAGGUGGCGGGCAAGGGGGAGCUGGUGGGGGACAAGGGGGAUUUGGGGGCGGACAGGGCGGACCUGGGGGAUUUGGGGGCGGACAGGGCGGAUUUGGGGGCGGGCAGGGCGGACCUGGUGCUGGGGGCGGGCAAGGGGGGACUGGAGGCGGCAAUGGUGGUGACUACAGCAAUGGGGGAAGCUACAGUGGCGGUAAUGACGGAGGCAACACAGGCGGACAAGGUGGUUUCUACAGCGCUGCAGCAGGGGGAGUGGGGGCUGCUGGUGGUGGGGGCUGUGGGGGAGGGCUAGGGCAAGGCGGGGGACCUUGGGGACAGGGGGGAGCUGGGGGAGGGCAGGGCGGACCUGGUGGGGGACAGGGCGGACCUGGGAAUGGGCAAGGGGGAGCUGGAGGCGGGCAGGGCGGACCUGGGGGGGAUUAUGGUGGGGGGAGCAAUGGUGGGGACUAUGGUGCUGGGGGCAAUGGUGGCAGCUAUGGGGGUGACUAUAACGGCAGUCAGGGAGGCCCAUCUGGGGGCGGUGUGAGUGGCGGGGGAGGCAUGGGCGGGGAAGGCAUGGGCGGUGGAGGCAUGGGCGGUGGAGGCAUGGGCGGUGGUGCUGCUGGCGGUGGGAUGGGAGGGCCUGGGGGAAUGACCGGGGGAGGAGGCAUGGGAGGAGGAGGCAUGGGGGGCGGAGGCAUGGGCGGGGGAGGCAUGGGCGGGGGAGGCAUGGGAGGAAGCUUGGGGGGAGGAGGAGGAAUGGGCGGAGGGGGAGGGAUGCGUGGAGGAGGCAUUGGGGGAGGAGGCAUUGGCGGAGGGGGAGGCUUUAGCGGUGGUGCUGCUGGCGGUGGUGCUGCUGGCGGUGGUGCUGCUGGCGGUGGCAUGGGCGGGCCUGGGGGCAUGGGAGGUGGAGGUAUGGGCAGUGGGGGCAUGGGAGGAGGCGGCAUGGGAGGUGGCGGCAUCGGUGGAGGCAGGCCUUAG